Mytilus trossulus (common blue mussel) is the source of this 2089-nucleotide messenger RNA. RefSeq lists its product as uncharacterized. NCBI's taxonomy places the organism in Eukaryota, Metazoa, Mollusca, Bivalvia, Mytilida, Mytilidae. The coding region runs from base 102 to 1337 and encodes 411 amino acids. The record is from RefSeq and is a predicted model, not a curated record. The transcript has 5 exons.
CAUCCUUGUGCCAUCCAUUCCCACCUGUCAGAAAUUAACUGGAAUGGCCCAUUGUAAACUCGUUUCUGUCCCUUUGCCGCAAGGUAACUUUCUCAUCAACAAUGGAAUUUGAAGAAACUCCGUCACAGGACGGGUUAGGCAUGAGACCUGUAUUAAAGCUUAAAAAUGAAAACCCUCAUAAAGCAAGUCUUCCAAGAUCAUGCCAUGUCAAUUUUGAACACACGAAUCGUUGCCGUAAGGGGAGGUAUCCCGGUCGAAAGCGAUCUCGCAAACUUCCCAGCUGCACUACGGACUGGGAUAUUACAGAUUUGGAUUCUGUUGCUGUCUAUUAUAAAGAUAAGCCAGAUAAAAUGUCGACAAUACUUGACAUGGUUUACAGUGAAACAGAGAUGUUUGGAGGUUUAACUUCAGAACAAUCAGAAUUUGUAAAAACUCUAGAGAACUGUUUUACCUUCUCAUUUGACACCAAUGACUUACUUGUUUAUUCCAGUCAAAGAUUAGACAUGUUAUUAAUAGACAGCAUCAAAGAAGAUGUGACUGGAAAUGGAAGAAUUCUGACAAAUCUUGGUGAACAUUUUAUUAGAAAUUUGAUACUGAUGAUUAAGUGUUAUGAUUUUGAAAAUGAAGAAAGCUUGAGGAAAGAUGGAAGAAAAUCUGGAUCAGAAGCUGUGUUUAUAGAUUUGUAUACAAUAUUUGUGAGAAUGACUGGUGUUUUAGCAGGUCCAGGUGCAAUGUUCAAGUCGACAAUGAAUAUUCUUCAGAAAAGUGUAACAGCAGAACCAGACGUUGUAAUUCUUGCUGGGAACAUACUUGAGAAUCCAAGAGUGGUGUGUGCUGUGUCUGUUGUAGAGAUACAGUGUGUGGAGAAAAGUAUGAGUAGUUGUCAGCAUGAGCAUACAAGAUUAAAGAAAAACAGACAGAAAGAUCCUGAAACAUCAUCAUCACUAUCAUCAUCAUCAUUUUCUAGUGAUAGUGAACACUCAGAUAAUGAUGAGAAACCUAUUCAUGAUAAACCACAUAUUUUUAAAAGAAUUCCCCCAAAACUUUUAGCACAGCAUGGUGGACAACUUCUAGUUCUUUCUCAGCUAUAUACUGGUCAGCAUUUCACCAAGGAUAAGUUAAAAAAGCUAAUUCCUGGAAUUAUUGUCAUGGGAACCCAGGUGACUUUUACAUUACUUGAGUACAGUGUCAACCAUAUGAAAGAUUUAUUCCUAAAUAAUGUAAAUGGAAAAGAAAGAAGCUACAUAUAUUACACAGAGCCAAUGGAUUACCUCAAGAAGGAAGAUCGUAAUUUAUUGUGUGAAUCCAUUGUGAGGUUGAGUAAUGUAAAACACUGAUUCAAAGUGUACAAUCAGUUUACCCUGAGGAACAAAAAUCUAAGAUAUGAUGACGUCACAUUGAGGAACAUGGCCUAAAAAAUACAUUAACAUACAUGUAUGAUUGAUGAACAUGGGAUCUAUAUAUACAUUAGCAUAAUCUUGGGGAAAAAAGACUCAAGAUAUCAUGACGUUAUAUUGAGAAACACAACCCAAAAACAUAACAACAAAUGAUUGAGCAAUAUGGAUCCUAUAUAUUCAAUUGAAUAACAUUUAGGAACGAAAAUACAAGAUAUCAUGACUUUUAAAAAGGAGAAAUAUUGCAUCCUAUUAGCAUAAGAUUAAGAAAUAUGGAUCCUAUUUUACAGCAUCAUAACCUUAGGGAACAAAGAUCCAAGAUAUCAUGAUGUCAUAUUGAGAAAUCUUGCCUCCAAAAAUAAUUAACAUGGAUCCUAUAUGUACAGAAGCUUUACCUUCAGGAACAAAUUAUCCAAUAUAUCUUAACGUAUUAUUAAUGAACAUGGCCCAAAACAACUUAAACAUAAUGAAAUGCUAGAAAGUUUUAGCUUAUAAUAUGAUGGAUGGAUGGUGUCUGGAUAUUCUAAUGUCAAUAUUAUAUUUCCAAAUAAACAUUUUUGAGUUAUAACCAAUAUCUUAACCAGUUUGUUUGUGAAUGACUCAUGAGGGGAGAAAGAACCCCUUUUGGUUUAAGGAUCAAUAUGUCAAUGUCAAAGCAGCUGAAAUUUUGUAAAUAAAAUUAUUUCUGGACGUUA